Messenger RNA from Kwoniella botswanensis, 591 nucleotides. RefSeq lists its product as uncharacterized. Lineage: Eukaryota; Fungi; Basidiomycota; Tremellomycetes; Tremellales; Cryptococcaceae. The record is from RefSeq and is a predicted model, not a curated record. The transcript is spliced from 5 exons. The coding region runs from base 1 to 591 and encodes 196 amino acids.
AUGCAAUCAGAAGGUGAAGAAGAUAAUAUGAAUCUAGGUGGGAUCAAUCAUGGUGAUUUAGGCAGGACCUAUCGAAUCACACCUAUACAAUCACCAAUCAUUGGAGCUUCUUUUCAAGGUGCCUAUUUAUCUAGGUUACCUCUUGCUCCACCAUUGAUCUUACAGCUGGAUUGUUGGGACUCGGAUGGUGAUCUGAUAAUACCGUACGACGAAUUACCAUUUUUGAUUUGUCAUUUGAGUUUACAAACUCCCGAAGAAGAAGAUGCAGCUAUGAUCAUUUCCUCAGAGGGAGAACAGGUGUCAAUGCUUUACGGUACACUCGUGGCUGCACCGGCGGAGAUGAACGAUACUUCCCAAGCACCUGGUAUAUACUUUGUGUUCCCAGACGUUAGUGUAAGGUAUGUGGGGAGGUUUAGGUUACAUGCUCUGUUGAUGCGUAUAACUGGAGGUCCGCCGCUUGAUACGGCUACGACGGAACCAUUCGAUAUUGUGAGAGAAUCAGAUUACAUAGCUCCGCCUAUAACGGAAUUAACUCGUCACUUCGACUCUCAGGGAGUCGUCAGAUUCGGAUUACCAAGAUCGGAAUGGUGA